UGACACUCAGUGUGUUGUAAAGGUCGGAGUUGUUCUCGUGUUGAACAUGCUUUCAGGGGCACAAGUACAACAUUCAUAACAUUCAGCAUGCGUGUGUUACUCCGUCAUUGUAUCUGAUGCUUACAGUUUUCUUUCACACCUUGCUCCUUCCCCCUUGACUCUCCCUUCUCCUCCCCUCCUCUCCUCCUCCUCUCCUCCUUCCCCCUUGACUCUCCCUUCUCCUCCCCACCUCUUCCUCCCCUCCUCCCCUUCUGUAGGAGAGCAAACAGUUGUCCCUUCAGUCGUCCUCGUGAAACCCCAAUCUCUCUCCCUCCUGUACUCCCUGUUCACCCACGGCUGCGUGGCCACGCAUGACUCCAGGACUUAAAAUGGUCCACACAAACGCACACAGUCAUGAAGAAGACGUGACCGCGCCUCUUCCCCUCAGGAGGUAGAAAGUAUUUGGUAUGGACCCUCAAAUCAUCAAAAAGUUCUACAGCUGCACCACUGAGAGCAUCUUGACUGGCUGUACGGUACCAGUGCAUCAAGUCUGACACCAACAGUCUCCUGAACAGCUUCUACCCCCAAGCCAUUAGACUGCUAAAUCGCUAACAAAAUGGCUACACGGACUAUCUGAAUUGACCCUUUUAUUUUAUUUUUGCACUGACUAUGCACACUCACAGGACUCCACACACACGCGCACGCGCACGCGCACGCGCACACGCACACGCACACGCACACGCACACGCACACACACACACACACACACAGUAUACCUGCACAUUGUAAAGAUAGUAUUGGCACUGACCCUGUAUAUAGCUUACUUACUUACUUACUUACUUGUGAUUUUUUGAUCUACUUUACUUUAUAGUACUACUGAUAUUGAUUAAUGCAUUGUUGGGAAAGAGUUCGCCAAGAAAGGCAUUUCACUGUACUUGUUCACGUGACACUAUAACUUGAAACUUGAAACACACACACACAGUCACACCAGCCAGCUGAAUCUCACAAGCCUUUAUUCUAGAACACACUGCGCGAUCCCAUUUUAUACGAAGGCAAACGAGUGACAUCUCACGACACACAGAGACACCAUCGUUUUAGGGCUUAACCUUCCUCCUAUCUUCCCCAUAUCUCACACUCAGGUGUGAAAUUGCCCUCAAACACAAAGACAGAAUCAAACCAUGUCAAACGGCUGGGGGAAGGAGGAGAGAUCUGACGUUGGAAAUCCCUGUGGUUUUCCGAGCAAGGAGGAAUGAGGAAUAAGUUUAGCUAAUUAGCGUGUCGGUUCAGCCGCCCAGGGAAAUGACUCCACUUGAACCCAUCACUAGUCUUCUGCUACAGUCAGAGAAUAGUUUCCCUGGCAUUGAAAUUGUUUUUAUUAGCUUGUCUUGGCUCUGCUUACGUUUGCAAAAUUCUGGUAAAUUUCCCAAAAUUGCCAGGUUUUCCAGAAAUCCUGGUUGGAAGAUUUCCGGAAUCAGGAGGGAAUAAGAAGGAAUCCUCCAAACACUCUUUCUGGUAAACAUGGGAAUUCUGGGAAAGUUUGUGGAAUUUUGCAACACUAAAUCUGUUAGAAUGUCUGUUUUCUACCACUACUUAGUUGUUGAAAAGUCUAUUAUAAAAGUCUAGGGUUGGAAAGUUAUAGGAACUAAACUUAAGCAAUACCUACAAUAAACUGUAUUUGGUUGUACUUUUAUAUGAACAGCUGCUGUUUUUAUAAUGUGUAUGGUAAUAUAAUUCAUACAUCAUUUAUUGUCACCCUGCCAUUUUAAAACUAAAGAUGGCUACUGUAAUAUCCAUCCAAAAGCACAAACAACCUAAACUAACUGGUUCAAAGUCCCCAUUUCAAAGCACAAUAUCUAAUGGUGGUUAAUAUUUGACCAGCUGUAUUGGAAACUGAUCUUUUCCACAAGUCUUUUCAAGUCCAGAGUGGCCCCAAAACUUUCCCUUCCUUUUUCUGUUUCGUUGAUUUAAAGGCAACGGUCAGUCAUUUUAUUGGCAAAGUGCUCCACAUCUUACUUAGCCUCUUAUAGAAGUUUGUUUGGAUUGUAAAUUGUGUUCAGAAGGUGGCAUUAAAAUUCACAUUCCUGCACACACACCCUGAGAGGAGACGGGGAGGGAGGAGUGAGUGUGUGUGUGUAUGAGGAGAGCUGGACAGGCCGUAGGAAAACAGAGCGAGGGGCAGACUUAGCAGGCUAAUGCACACACACUCUGAGAGGAGACGGGGAGGGAGGAGUGAAUGUGUGUGUAUGAGGAGAGCUGGACAGGCAGUAGGAAAACAGAGCGAGGGGCAGACUUAGCAGGCUAAUGCACACAAGUGCAAGUGAACACAAGCCACACACAUGCUGCACACUCUAGCACCAAUGUGUAUCACAGACAGACAGACAGAAAAUGAACAUGAUCACACACACAAGCACACAUUCAGGUCUAAGGAUUUCACUGAACGUUAUUUGUAAUUAAUUUAUGCUGUCAUCUGAUUGGUGUUUGGCUGUGUGUGCAACAUGCAACAUGACUCACCCUCACCCUCUUCCUCAUUCCACCCUCAGCUUCAUUUGGUCUUAAAUUUCCACCUUCACUUCUUUGACUCGUUCAACAACAUUAAAGUACCUUACCUUGUUUAGACAAGUGAAAAGGAAAGUCUGUCAGACACUUCAGAGCUAGAAACCUGCUACGUGAGGCGACUGGAAAAGUAGUGAACAUUUCUAAAUCAUGGGCAAACUGUCUGUCCUUUUAUUUGUUCAUUCGUUUUCCACCAUUGUCAACUCAGGUUCAGGAUCACAUUCUCUGUGGGUACUUGCAACAUAUAUAAGCGGAGAGACGCCUUUCCCUGAGUUUACAGUUGUGGUGAUGUUGGAUGAUGUUCAAGUGGCUUACUAUGACUCCAACAUAAAACACUUCAUCUACAGGGUAAAUAACACCCCUAACAAAAUACAUGAUAACGAAGCUCAGGACGGAGCUUAUAUACUUGGAAUGAUGUACAACAACAUGAAAGAGAGAUCAUUUAACCUAAAGCACCACUUCAACCUCACAAAAGGUGUUCAAGUUCAGCAAAGAAUGUCUGGCUGUGAGAUUUUGGACAAUGGUGAACCGGUCAUGUUCAUGGUAAAGGACACUUUCAAUGCCAUCUAUACAGAUCAAAUGGUAUAUUACAACAUGACACAUUUUAUAUAUGAUGCUGGGAAACUACUACUAGGAUGGGAUGGGAUGAGGCGAGCAUUUGAAAGAGUACUAUUUGAGAAUGUUCACCUUCCCAUUUGCAUCAGAACACUGAAGACAUUUCUGAAGAGAGAGAAGAACAUUGUGAUGCGUAAAGUUCCUCCCAGACUCAGGUUGAUAAAGAAAGAGGUUUCUGGAGGGUUUCAGGUGAGCUGCCUGGCGUUUGAUUUCUACCCCCGCCACAUCAACCUGACCCUGCUGAGAGACGGCCAGCCAGUGGCAGAACAGGAGCUGACAGGGGGGGAGCUGCUGCCUAGUGGAGAUGGGACCUACCAGCUGAGGAAGAGUCUGGAGGUCAGUACUGAGGAGCUAAAGAAGAGACACGACUACACCUGUACUGCCUCUCACCUCAGUCUGGACAACAAGCUGGAUGUCAGUUGGGAGUCUGGGGCAGAGAGAGUUCACCUGUCCACCCUCUCAGUUCUACUGGUGAUGCUGCUGAUUGUUAUUCUAUUGGCCAUUUUCAUUUGUGUCAAAAGGAGGAGGAGUAACACUGCCUCCCAGCUGAAACUUGCCAACGUUGAUGCAAACGUAUCAGAGGAAAUAAACCUUUCUUCAGAUUCUGAGACCUAAAACAUUUUUGGGACACUGAUGCAACUUUGUCAAUUCAGCUCAAUUCACAAUGAAAAUAUGACUGCCAGAGCAACUAUCAGAGUAGACACAAAAUGUACGAAUGAUUCUGUUAUUGUCAGUCAAUCUUCUCUUCCUCUCAACAACGGACUGUAAAGGAUCAGUUUGGGGAGACUGUUGACAAUUGUACCCUGAUGAAGACAGCUUGCCUGUCGAAACGUUGGUAAUUAAAUAUUUUUGCAUCUGAGCUCCUAGAGUGUGCGGCUCUCCUUUAUUUUCUAGUUUUCUACUCCGCUAGCCAGCACCUCGCCUACAUAGGUGUGCGUUUCUUUUUUCUUCGAGACUGUUGACAAUAACAAAUAUCGGGGCAUUAUAAGUCCAGAUCUGUAAUUUCUAAUCAUGAAUAUUCAUUAAUUUCAGAAUGUACUCUAUAUCUGUGCUGUAUUAGCUGAUAUCCAGUAUCUUAACCAGAAGGAGAAUCAUGUGAUCAUGUGUGUGAGGUCUGUUUAUUAUUGGAAUGACUUUACAGUGUCUCUGUUUUGUAUUGUAUGUAGUGUAUGUUCAUCAUUACUGCACAAUAAUACAUUUAUUACAGACAAUAAACUGUAGCCUAAUCGA
Messenger RNA from Salvelinus fontinalis (brook trout), 4377 nucleotides. Its product is annotated as hereditary hemochromatosis protein homolog. The record is from RefSeq and is a predicted model, not a curated record. NCBI's taxonomy places the organism in Eukaryota, Metazoa, Chordata, Actinopteri, Salmoniformes, Salmonidae. The transcript has 2 exons. Gene Ontology annotation, biological process: immune response. The coding region runs from base 2683 to 3762 and encodes 359 amino acids. Gene Ontology annotation, cellular component: external side of plasma membrane.